AAGCGAGCGGGCGCGGGCGCCGCGCAGAUGGCCCGGGCGAGCCAGGUCUGAGGCCCCGCUCCCCGAAACGUGACCAUGUGGAUUCAACAGCUUUUAGGACUCAGCUCCAUGUCCAUCCGCUGGCCGGGCCGCCCCCUCGGAAGCCAUGCCUGGAUACUGAUAGCCAUGUUUCAGCUCGCCGUGGACCUGCCCGCCUGCGAGGCCCUGGGCCCGGGGCCCGAGUUCUGGCUCCUGCCUCGGUCACCGCCCCGGCCGCCCCGGCUGUGGAGUUUUAGGAGUGGACAGCCAGCGCGGGUCCCGGCCCCCGUGUGGAGUCCCCGGCCGCCCCGCGUGGAGCGGAUCCACGGGCAAAUGCAGAUGCCCCGAGCCAGACGGGCUCACAGGCCCCGGGACCAGGCGGCCGCCCUCGUGCCCAAGGCAGGACUGGCCAAGCCCCCAGCUGCUGCCAAAUCCAGCCCUUCUCUCGCCUCCUCAUCCUCGUCCUCGUCCUCCGCGGUGGCCGGUGGGGCCCCGGAGCAGCAGGCCCUCCUGAGAAGGGGCAAGAGGCACCUGCAGGGGGACGGUCUCAGCAGCUUCGACUCCAGAGGCAGCCGGCCCACCACAGAGACUGAGUUCAUCGCCUGGGGGCCCACAGGGGACGAGGAGGCCCUGGAGUCCAACACAUUUCCGGGCGUUUACGGCCCCACCACGGUCUCCAUCCUACAAACACGGAAGACAACUGUGGCCGCCACCACCACCACCACGGCCACCCCCAUGAUGCUGCAGACUAAGGGGUUCACCGAGUCCCUGGAUCCCCGGAGAAGGAUCCCAGGUGGGGUUAGCACAACAGAGCCUUCCACCAGUCCCAGCAACAAUGGGGAAGUCACCCAGCCCCCAAGGAUUCUGGGGGAGGCCUCAGGUCUGGCUGUCCAUCAGAUCAUCACCAUCACCGUCUCCCUCAUCAUGGUCAUAGCUGCUCUCAUCACAACUCUUGUCUUAAAAAAUUGCUGUGCCCAAAGCGGGAACACUCGUCGGAACAGCCACCAGCGGAAGACCAACCAGCAGGAAGAGAGCUGUCAGAACCUGACGGACUUCACCUCGGCCCGGGUGCCCAGCAGCCUGGACAUAUUCACGGCCUAUAACGAGACCCUGCAGUGUUCACACGAGUGCGUCAGGGCGUCUGUGCCCGUGUACACCGACGAGACGCUGCACUCGACGACGGGGGAGUACAAAUCCACAUUUAAUGGAAACCGACCCUCCUCUUCUGAUCGGCAUCUUAUUCCUGUGGCCUUCGUGUCUGAGAAAUGGUUUGAAAUCUCCUGCUGACUGGCCGAAGUCUUUUUUACCUCCUGGGGGCAGGGCAGACGCCAUGUGUCUAUUUCAUGGAUUCCGUUGGUGAACCUGUAAAAACAAAACAAACAAAACAAAACAAAAAAGACAAAACCUAAAACUAAGCUAUCUAAGGGGGAGGGUCCCCGCACCUACCACUUCUGUUUGCCGGUGGGAAACUCACAGAGCAGGACGCUCUAGGCCAAAAUCUAUUUUUGUAAAAAUGCUCACGCCUAUGGGUGACUCUGCCUUCUCCCCGAGUUUUCUUUGGAGAACAGAAAGAAGAAACGAAAGAAAGAAACCGGAGGCAGAGAGACGAGGAUACCCAACGAAAGGGACGGGAGGAAGCAUCCGAAACCUAGGAUUCGUCCUACGAUUCUGAACCUGUGCCAAUAAUACCAUUAUGUGCCAUGUACUGACCCGAAAGGCUCGGCCGCAGAGCCGGGGCCCAGCGAAUCAUGCGGAGAAAUCUUACAGAAAACAGGGGUGGGAAUCUCUUCCGAUAGAGUCGCUAUUUCUGGUUAAUAUACAUAUAUAAAUAUAUAAAUACAAACACACACACGCACACACUUUUUUUGUACUGUAGCAAUUUUUGAAGAUCUUAACUGUUCCUUUUUAAAAAAAGAAUUGUGUUAUAGGUUACAAAAUCUGAUUUAUUUAACAUGCUUAGUAUGAACAGAAUAAACCCGUGUUUUCUACUUUGGCAACUCACGUCACACACAUAUUACACACGUGUGUGCAUGCACACACAAUACACAUACAUGCAUAUAGACACAUCUAUUGGAAAUGCAGUUCCACAGGUGAGCAUGUUCUUUCUGGUGACCUGGUAUUCCAUCACCGUUCACCCCAGGGGACAGCCUCGACCCAGACAAGGAGGCCCUUAAAUGACAGCCUGCAUUUGCUAGAUGUUUGGUGAGUGGCAUCAAAUGUGUGACUUACUAUCUUGGGCCAGAACUAAGAAAGCUGUGGUUUUAUAUAUGUGUGUGUAUAUAUAUACACACACAUAUAUGUAUAUAUAUGUUUUUGUGUAUAUAUAUAUAUACACACACACAUAUGCAUACGUAUGAUUUUUUUUUUCAUUUAAAUGUUGGAAGAUGCUGCCUAACAGCCACACUCACAUUUAUGUAGCUGGUUGCUUACAAACGGGCCUGAGCCCUGGGUUGGGUGGGUGGUGGAUUCUUGGACGUGUGUGUCAUACAAGCAUAGACUGGAUUAAGAAGUUUUCCAGUUCCAAAUAUUAAAGGAAUAUAUCCUUACGAUGUGUGUGUGUAAUGUCAGGGCAGAACUUAGACAUACGUGAAGGGCCCCAGUUGGUUUGAAAACGAAAAAUCGUCAUUCUGUGUGCGAACCACGCGGGCUGCCCCACAGCCCGGCCUGUGCUGCAUUGCCUUCCCUUGCGCAGGUGGACAGGUGUUGCCCGCUUUUUCUAGGGCCCUGAGGGUGACUUGGAAUCUUGGGGGAAGCCUCGGCAGAGAUGCCGUUCUCCUGUCAGCUUCCACUGGCCGAUGGAUGUUUCUGUGUUGUCAUCGAGAAUCCUACUGUAGAACUACCCAGUGGAAACAGGGGCCCCAGACCCGAGCCUCAGUACAGAGAAUCCUAACCACACACACUUUAUGAAAAAUACUGCCAUGCCACUGGGCCUUCCUCACAAGCCUCACCUGAGACGGGCUCACUGGUGGCCCAGACUUGCUGUCAACAGGGAGUGCUGUCGGGAUCUAGGGAUGCAUCUUGUGGCCCACGCUGUGCCUCCUUAGAGGAUGUUUCCUGUCUAUGGGAGAUGCCUAAUGUGGUGUGGGUCCCUGUCUCCAAAGACUCUAUUUCUCACACAUGGCCCAGGUGGAACUUUAACUUCAGCAGUAGAGUGCGUGAGGCAAUUCAGUGAAGUGUCGCAGGCCAGGCGACAAGGUUAAAGAUGAGGCAGACAGCUGACCUUACUGCCCUCACUGGCCAGGCUGAUGACCUGAUUCUUCCCUCGGGUUCAGUCUCCCUCUGAAACACCUUGAGAUAUGCUUCAAAAGUUCGCUUUUGUAUCUCCUGAAACACGUGAACCUAGAGUCAUGCCUCUGGAGGGGAAAGGGCUGUUUCUGUGACACAGCCGUGUUGAGAUCUGUAUCCAUGGUAUUGCUCACAAAUUAGGAAAAGUUGUUCUUUAGUUUUUGUUCUGUCGUUUUCCACCCCCAAGCUUUGGCACAUCCCGAGACAAUGCAAACAUCCGCCACUGGCAUUUGGCCAUCUCCAGGUUCCUGGCACUCACCUGCACGGCGCUCCAGCCUGCAGCUCUCUCCGCGCGCCAUCCGGCCUUGUCCAUCCCAUUCUCCUUCAGUCACUCCCUUCCGCUGAGGUGGGCCUCCUGACUCCAGGUGAGCACAGCGUGGUGCGAGUGCGUGGUGACGGCUAGCAGCGUCCAGCAGGCAGUGGGGUUGCUGCUUUGGUCUCUGAUGUUCUGAGCUCCAAAGUGAGCCCAACCGAGGAGGAGGUGACAGCAGGGGGGCCCCGUUGGUUCACUGACCAUGAGAAUCCAGGAUUCCUGAGGGACUCCUGGUAUCUGCUCUGUCAUCUCCCAGCUGCUCGGCCCCCUUCUCCGACCAUGGGUGGCACCCUGGAUGCCCUGAACUCUUUCCUGGGUCCAUGAGACGUAGAGCCUUGGAAAGAAGUGUAAAGCAACAACCCUCUUGUCCCCCAUCAGAGCCACAGGUUCAAGGUAGGGCUGUGAGACCCACACAGGCACAACCACCGGACAAGCCAAUGCGUGCCCAUUCCACACCUGAAAGUCUGCUUCUGUACCGACAUGACAUCCGUCAAGGUAAAUCCACACGGGUGAAGGCUAUUUCUGGAUGAUUGAGGCAGUGUAUGGAAAGACGUAUUAUUUUACUUUUUUAAAUGGUUACCUGCUCUCCCAGACCCCUCAACUGGGAUCAUCGUCUAGGUAAGAGGAGAUAGUGAGUGAAAGUGCCUGGGCCUUGGAGACGCAGCCCCACCCACAAUGAAGUCUGCACCAGGGCACGGAAUUGUCCUGCUUCGGGCCUGAUGUAUAUGUAAUGCCCAUGCACUUUGUGUGUCGGUGGCUGCUGCGUUGGCCUGAUCAGUCCUUCUGCACCUUGGGGUAGUGUCUCAAGCUAGUUGUUGUCGUCUUUCCCCUGCUUGGCCCCUGGAAUUCAGAGUCUGGGUAACAGUAGACACCUCUCUUCCCCCACCCAAGGCGUGGUCCUUACCUUUGCUUGAGCUUUCAUUCCUCAAGAAAAGAACUCCAAGGAAGGGUGACGUGGUUUGUUAGGGUUUCCCAGUUUUUGUCCACUUCCAUCUUAUUCCUCGGAGAUCCCACAAUCGCAAACCCCCUGGCAGCCUCCUGGCACCUGCAUUUGCCCUUAAAGCUUUACAAACAGCUGGGAAUGCACUCUUUGUUGUACAGUCCAGUCCAUUUCCAGACGAAGUCGCUGCUAAUCUUCCUGUGCUUGGUGUCACUUUUUUCUGAUUGGAAUAUGUGUGUCAUUGCUCUUGUUUCUGAGUUUGGUGUGAGAAAGGCGGGGUUCUUCAGGCAUGGUCGGGGAGCUUCCUCAUCGUUUUCCAUUGGGCUCAGAUUCCAACCAUGACCGAGACAAAGCCAAGCCUUCUCAAGCAACGUGGAAGCAUAGUGACACCCUGGGGUGUGUGGAGGUGGCUGCUAUUGUUCCUAUGUACUGCCCUCCUUGCACACAGAAGGGAGAGGCCACUUAGGGGAACUUGUCUUCUCCAAAGUACUUCUAGUCCUUCCCAAUCUUGAAUUUGAGUGGACUUCUCUUAUUACACUCAACUCCCAGAAAUUCACUCCAGUCCUUCCUGGAACAUUGUGAAAUUAGAAACCUGGACUCAUCAGCAAACCCCACCCAGUCUUUGAAUCGGGACACCAGGAAACCCAUUACUAUGAAUGUGAUCUUACCAUCUUAAAUCAGUCCUUUCUUUUGAAAAUACAUGACUCUUUCACAGCCAUAUUUUAGCAUCAGGAAAAGCCGUGCUUACAGGGGUUGGUCGUCAACAUUUUGUGUGCGAUGCCUAAGGUGUAGACUGUGUUAAAAGGUGAACACACCAAAGGAUCGACCCUGUCACCUUGGAUGGUCUCUUUUUUGACCCUGUUGCCCGUGGAGAGGUAUUUUACCCUUUUGCUUCUUUGCCCAGGUGGUCUAGGAUUGUCUGUAGCUCAGGAAGCUGGACUGACCCUGUAUCUUGAAAGAUAAGACCAGGAACCAGGAGUGAGGAUGGGACUCUCACUCAGUGGGACUCUCACUCAGCCUUUUCAUGGUCAGGCUUGGUCUUCCCAUACUUAGUUCAAGAUGGCACCAGGACACACCUUCUUUUGACCACCUGUUGACACCAUCACCCUCUUUCAUCAAGGUGAUCUCUUUCAUCAGGGCGUACGUGAGAUGUGAUGCUCCACUUGACUGUCUUCUCCCCUACCCCUGCCCCCUUCCACAAAGCCAUUUCUCAAGUAACAGUGGGAAAAGAUACCAAGAUGCCUGAUUUCUUGAACCAUUCUUGUUUCAGCACAUGAGUUCUUUAAGACACUACUCACAUAUGCCACUGGAGAGAAACAACCCAUUCUGGAUCACCGUAAUGAGCUGAUCAGUCGUUCAUCUUCUUCUUCAACAAAUACUUGUUCCACUUCUACCACACUGGCCAUACAGUCGGAGGCAAGAUUGGCACAGUUAUGCCCUUGUGGGUCUUAUAUUCUAUAGUAGAAGGAGGUGGAUGGUUAAUGUGAAAGAAAACCAAAAUAAUUUCCAGAGGGAGAAGCAGCAGGAAGAGAACAGAGCAGAGUGAUGGGGUCAGGGUGUAGAGAAGGAGAGAGGGGAAGAGGGAGAGAGUGGCGGGGAUCGAGGGGGAAGAAAGAGAGGAAGGGGUUGUCUGCAUCUCCUCCUGCCAUCCAUCGCCUACUGGGAAAUUAUCACUUGCUGCUUGAGGGUUGGACUGGUGUUGGAUGGAGCAAGAAGGCCUUGGUCUUAGCUGUUGGAUAAAAACUCAGUGCAGAGCUGAAGAUAAGACAUCGCAGUUGUUACGAUGCCUGGUUCUUCAUUGAAUUCCUCAGCCAUUCCAGCAAGAGUGGAAGCAGAGGGGCAGGGGCAGGAUGAGGGCUGCUGUCCUGGAGAUGAGCUUGCCCCAUCUCUGGGCACUGGCUCUGCCCCAUCCCCUCCCCAUGUUGGUCCCACCUGUCAGAUUGCCAGGCCAACCAGGUCUCAGGUCAACCAGGUCUCAAGGAGGAAAAGGGGGUUCAACGUCAGUGACAUGGCCCAGAGGGCACGGGCACCAUGGGGAUGCCAUUCCUCUUGGUGCCAGAAGGCAGCUGCCUCUCCAGAAGCUCCCCCAGCACUGAGCGUACUUAGUGGCAUCCUUCUUAAACAGCAUCUGCUUUUAAGUAAGCAGCUAUUCCAAAACAUGCCGUGAUUCAUGUAAUUUUUGAGUGGUUACUUUGGUGCAGUUUGUCAAUUUGCUCUGCCAUACUGUUUUUUGAUUGUUUGUUUGUUUUCCAGUGUAAAUAGCACAGCCCACAUAAAUGAGCCAAACUCAUCAUCUGAGGAUCUUUGAUUAUUCUUCCCCACUUAUUGUACAUUGAUGUGCCGCCUGCUAGGAAGAUAAACUCCCUCUUUGCUCACUGUGAGCCCAGAUCUCUGUGUUAGUUACACUCAGCCUUAUCUGGGGGUCCCAGGGAGGUCUUAAAUGAUUGUUUGGGGUUUUGAAACAUGCUACCAUCCCUUCCUUCCAAAGAGCGUGAAGCAUGGCUCUGUGUGGUUUUGUGUGUCUGGGUUUACAGCUUGUAUUUGGAUGUAAGGAGUGACUAAAAACAGGUCUAGGCUGAGAUCCACUGUCUUUUAAACCACCCCAGCCCUCGGUGGAACAGAAAGAAUGAGCUUCUUCUGAUCUCAGAUCGUUCUAGAAAGGUCUCAGCUAAUGAGCACAAAGUAGGCAAUCCCCAGAGUUUAUACGGGCCUCCAUGUGACCAAGCCAUCCCUAGCUAGGAAACUUAACUCUUUGCACAACCUCCCUUCAUGCUGAAGGGCCCAUAGGAACAUGGGAACGUUUGCCCUUUGUCAGAGGAGUGGCCCCACCCUGCCCUCUGCCUGAAACACAAAGCAGCUCCUCUUGGAACAGCCAGCCUGGGGCAGAAGCACUUGAACGUCCCAUCUUCCAUCUUAUUUCACUUUGGUUGCAGGGAGUUAAAUACAUAGGCCACAGCUGACCAAGAUAGCGGUGUGCACAAUGGUCCCCGGAAUAUCCAGUGACUCAAGCGAUGUUAGUCUUGGGGUCCCUAAGGCAGUAGGGCGUGGGGAGAAAGUUUCUCACCAUCGAUUCCCAAACACAUCAGCCACAAGUCCGCACUCCACACCUGUAAACACACAGGCUAUGCCCCAUUGUAAAGGUGACUGAAGAGAAUGUUCAACUCGAUGGUGAUGGGCCUGUUUUGAAGCUAAAAGCAUAAAAUGAAUCCUCCCUGUAGCUCCAUUGCCUUUUCCUCUUGAAGGAUUCCCUGCUAAAUGUUCUGUGCAUAGAAUCAAGAGAGCAUUUUUGAAUGAGCCAUAAAUCUCAGUCAUAUAUAAGAGGCAUAACAUAAAUUGGGCCAAGUUUGCCCAUCUGGGACACGCAGGUUUAUAGAGAUUAAACACUAGUGAGUAGCGGGGGAAGGGAACAGUGACUGUAUAAAUGGCCAUAUAAAUGACCUACUUGUCUUCUCAUGUAGGCUGGAAUGAGAACCUACGUAUGCCGUAGAUAACCGUCAAUUAAAUGGGUUAAUGUGCCAAGCCAAGAGAGUUCUUAAGACAUGCACAUGGGACUGGAUUAACUCUUGUCGAUAUAUUGGAUUCCAUAGUAAAACAUCUGUUAAGUAACAUGUGGUGGGAAAGGAUGCAGGGAGCGUUGGACUGUAGGAAAUUCUCCUUUAUACAAGUUAAUUAGUUUUGUCUCUGGUGGCUCUCUCUUAAAACAGAAUCCCCUGGAGACCCGGGUUUUCAUGUUGUAAUUCAACAUCCAAAUAUUUGCAACAUUAAAUAACAACUCCGUGGAGACAUCGGUCUUGCAUGGGCAUAAGCAGCUCACACUGGUUAGCUUUUGUCAGAUUUCGCCAUUUCUGCAACAAAAUUUCUUAGUGUUGAUGUUGAUAGCUUCUGGGUUGGCAAAUUGGCAGUUCACUCUAGUCUUACUGGGUUGGGCGAGUUCUUGCCCCCAGAAAAUUGGGGAUAGCUUUGGCCAUGGAAGGAGCAAGAACACUAUGCAGUCCUAGGCUCUGUUUUUUGUUUUGUUUUGUUUUUGGCACCAUUAUGUACCGUGAAGACUUACAGCCUCUGCUAAUACAGCAUAGGGGACACUUUGAGGAGCCCCAGCAUCAUUGUUUGAAAUCAUUGUACAGGGAGCUGCAGGGAUGAAUACCAUUGUACCAAUGCCCGGGCCAGCGUCUCAUUUCCUAACAGAAUCAUCCCGUUCUUGUUCACUCUUCAGUCAUCCCAAGCCAAAAGGGAAAAUUCAAAACCCACUGUGACACCCCAACCCUAAUUUCCAACCUUUGGAGGACUCACCUGGGGCAGGAGGGAGAAAGGGCUUUGCUGAAGUCUCAGGCUGCCGAGAACCACGUACGGGCGUAGCAGCAAGCCAAUGGCAUGGCUCUUGACAAGGUUUUCUAUAGGGCGGCAACUGUUGCUCCCAGGGGAAUCCUCUCCUGGUGCCUCCGCAGUCUAUUCUGGGGUGGAAAUGCCAUUCUCUAUGAUUUCUCUCACACACAUGUGGAUUUCUAAUAUCAAGUUAUGUGACUGCCUACCACCUAAGGCCUACAAAACAACAUGGGAGUUUCUUUCUCGAGUGUGCAGCAAGUCAGCAUGAACAGGACCCUAGCAACUGUGGGGAGCAGGAUUCUCUAAGGUGCUCUUAGAUACGGUGUCACUUCUACAUACAAGCACAAUUCUCCCAGUUAAGGGACUGGAAGACAAGCGGGGCAACUGGUUUUGAAAAGCCCGCUGGCAUGCCAGAGGGGGUGUUUGGCCACACCCUCCUUGAAUCUAACUGCCACAAUCUAUCCACAAAUGUGUUUUGUUCUAUUUCCGGUUUGUUUUCACUUGUGUUUGCGUUGCUUCCUCUGAAGCCAGAGGAUGAAAGGCCCUGGCAAAGUGAGUUAUCAGUCAACUGAUGAUAACUGUGAUCCUUAAAGAUGAAUUCCCAGCCUGAGGUGACACACAGAGGUUCAGCAUACGUCUCAGGAUCUGUCACAUGUCAUGUUGCUUGGUGUGAAGAUGAAAGAACAAAGUCCACAUCAGUUUCUGCUCCUUCAAACAGUGUGUUGAUAUAAAACAUUGAGAUUCGGCAGAAACAUGUGCCCAGUUUGCAGCACCAAAUACCGGUCUUCUCAGAGGUGUUUUUGUUUUGUUUUGUUUUCGUUUUUGUUUAAUUUCCUCUUCUGGCAGCCCCAUUUGGAUCAUUUCUUCUCUUUCUUUCCUGGAGAAACAGGAUGGCAGGUGCUGGAGCCCAGAGUGGGGUCACUCUCCAGCUGAAAUGAUUUAAAUGGAAAGGAGAAUGACAGCAAAGCCUCACAUGAACUUAAAUGACCUUAUCAAUGACCCUUACUAACUUACCACUGGUACCUGGAUUGAUGAGAGGUGAGUGGGACUAAAAGCCAGGAUCAGGAUCAGGUUGCUCCACACAUUUGCAGAGCAGGAGCCCUGGAAAUGUGAGUUAGACCCAGAAAGUAUUGAACUGGACACUGAAGGAAGCUUGAGGCCAUGCAUUGAUCACAUUUUUAGAGUCUUUUACAUUAUUUUUUCAAAAGGAACACAUGUUUACUGCAAACCAUUUAGAAAAUACCAAUAACCAAACAGAAGGGAAAUGUUUGAAAACUUCCAAUUGUUUAAUUCUGUAGAAACUGUUCACUGAAGGCUGAAUGAGUGGGGACGAGUCACAGAGUUAGCACCAGGGACAAGUCUGGCUCCAACGUAUGUUUUAUGAAGUCUGAUGAGCUUUCAAAUGCAUCUUUGCCAGCUGAACUUGUCAUGCACUAAACUUCCCAUUGAUCAUUAGAGUGUGUACGAUUAAGUGGAAAAGGCAGUCAACCAUUUGGAUGUUUGACUUUGACAACAUCAAGCAUCGGCCAUUGGGCACAUCUGAACAUUGGUGUGGAAUAAACAGGAUGCUCAGAGAAACAUCCAAAUUUUUGACUGGAUUUUUCCGAUGGGGCAUCUCUCUAAGAAUCACAGAGCUGAGAAAUGGAAGGAGCCAGGUCCAUGUUGAUGCUCGUAGUGUGUUCAAAUAACUCUUGAAUUCACCAGGUCUCACUGCAUUUAUUUAAAGAUGGAGCCCUUUGUCCCCUCCUCCUCCUCAGCUCACCCAUGGAACUAGAAAUUCACAAACCUGAAGCUGAACCGCAGGACAAGAAAUUAAACAGCAACGGCCACAUGGCCUAUUUUUUCACAGGUUUUGCAUUGAAUGUUUUAGAACUUAAUCCCCCACCCCCUUACUCAUGUAUACCAAAACUGGUUUUAUUUUCAUUUUCCUAAAUUAUUUUCUGAUACAAUAAACUGUUAACUGUUUAUUUAUA
Molecule: messenger RNA, 10852 nt
Organism: Chlorocebus sabaeus (green monkey)
Lineage: Eukaryota; Metazoa; Chordata; Mammalia; Primates; Cercopithecidae
Gene: AJAP1
Product: adherens junctions associated protein 1
Cellular component (GO): adherens junction; cytoplasmic side of plasma membrane; cell-cell contact zone
Molecular function (GO): beta-catenin binding
Source: RefSeq, a predicted model, not a curated record